CACACCCCCAUGUACUUUUUCCUCAGCCACUUGUCCUUUGUUGAUUUCUGUUAUUCCACUAUAGUGACACCCAAACUACUAGAAAACUUGGUUGUGGAAGACAGAACCAUUUCCUUCACAGGAUGUCUCAUGCAGUUCUUCUUGGCUUGCAUAUUUGCGGUUGCAGAAACAUUCAUGUUGGCAGUGAUGGCCUAUGACCGUUUUGUGGCAGUUUGUAACCCCUUGCUUUACACAGUCAUCAUGUCCCAAAAGCGCCGUGCGUCAUUAGUAGCUGGGCCUUAUGCAUGGGGUGUAAUUGUUUCCCUGACACUCACUUACUUCCUCCUGGCAUUAUCCUUUUGUGGCUCUCAAAUCAUAAAUAACUUUGUCUGUGAGCACUCUGUCAUUGUCUCUGUCUCCUGUUCUGACCCCUCCAUCAACCAGGUGCUCUGCUUCCUCACUGCCAUGUUCAAUGAGGCGAGCAGCCUGGUCAUCAUCCUCACUACUUAUGUUUUCAUUUUCGUUGCUGUCAUAAAAAUGCCUUCCGAUGGGGGGCGCCGAAAAGCCUUCUCCACCUGUGCCUCCCACCUGACUGCCAUCACCAUUUUCCAUGGGACUGUUCUGUUCCUCUAUUGUGUACCCAACUCCAACAACUCAUGGCUCAUCGUCAAAGUAGGAUCUGUGUUUUACACAGUGGUCAUCCCUAUGCUGAACCCGCUGAUCUACAGCCUCAGGAACAGAGAUGUGAAGGACACAGUCAGAAAGUUAAUGAGUCACCCAACAUCAUCUGGAAGAUUUAGUUAUUCUAAGAAAUAA
Messenger RNA from Orycteropus afer afer, 795 nucleotides. Its product is annotated as olfactory receptor 5D13-like. NCBI's taxonomy places the organism in Eukaryota, Metazoa, Chordata, Mammalia, Tubulidentata, Orycteropodidae. The record is from RefSeq and is a predicted model, not a curated record. Gene Ontology annotation, biological process: sensory perception of smell; G protein-coupled receptor signaling pathway. Gene Ontology annotation, molecular function: G protein-coupled receptor activity; olfactory receptor activity; odorant binding. The transcript has a single exon. The annotation marks the transcript as partial. Gene Ontology annotation, cellular component: membrane.